UUUUAGCUCCCGUGUGCCAUGCCGGGCCUGAGAGAAACUGCAGGCCAAAGUUUAUUUAUUUAUUUAUUUUAAAUAAAUGCAAAAUUGCUGUUUAUGUUAGUGAUGUUUUCCUUUUGAAAUGGCUGUGGAAUCUACUCUCUCCCUAAAAGCUCUUCUCCUUUCCCUCUCAGACAAUCGCUUCAAUUUUGCGCCAUUUUCGAUCUGCUCUGUUGCUUCUUAAUAUCUGCUGGUAGACACUUCUAGUUGAUUAUGGCGGAUACAAGCUCUGUUGAUGUCAUUCUGGACUUUCUACGGAGAAAUCGCUUCACCAGAGCUGAGGCAGCAUUGCGCAGUGAGCUAAGUAACCGCCCUGAUUUGAAUGGAUUCCUUAAAAAACUUACCCUUGAAAACAAGGAAUUAGGAAAGGUUUUGGAAGAAGAGAAUGGGAGCAAACAGGGAAGUGACUAUCAGGGACUCAGUUCUCGUAAUAGCUAUGAAGUUUCUAAUGAGCUUAUUGUUAAAGAGAUAGAGUGUGGAACAGGCAGAAAUGGGUCUGAGAGCAAAUGGAGAAACUCUGCUUUGGUUGGAGACUGGAGUGAUAAGCCUAAUGAAGCAGUUGCUGCAAUUGAUUCUGAGGACACUGUGCUUGAUUUAUAUUCAUGGAACUUUAAUGCUCGCAAUGGUCAUUCUUCUAAUGUUUAUCAGAAUGAUGGUGGUACUAAUGAUAACUACUCUAGUAAAGCAAUUGUAAAGUCUGGAGAUGAGGUUGUCUUCUCUGGUGAACAGAGAAGUUUGUGGCUUGGAAGCACAAGUUCUAGCAAUGCUAAAGCAGAAUCCAAGUAUGACAAAUUUCCAAUAAGGGAACCAAAGGAACUUGAUCAGCAGCUGAAGACUGCUGUUGCUUACUCUAUGGAUAACUCAUGGUCUAGAAGCGAGGAGCCCACUGGUUCUGCAAACACAUGGAAAGAUUGUUCUGUCAAGACUGUUUUUCCAUUUCCCAAGGGUGAUGUAUCAACCAGUUAUGAUACCAACACUGGUUUGGACAAAAGAGAAGGGAAGAAAAAAACUGAUAUGGUUGAUGUUAGGGUGUCAAUCAAACAGCAGGUGGAUGAGGUUGGUAGGGCUUUAUACUAUGGGAAGACUCAAGGGAGUGCAGAGCAAAAGAACUUAAGUGGCUUGAGUUUUCCUCUUGCAUCUGAUAAUCCAAAGGAAGAAUUUCCGAGGCUUCCCCCUGUUAAACUUAAGUCAGAGGACAAACCAUUAAAUGUCAAUUGGCAGGAAAAAUUUGAGCAUGAUGGGUCAGGACCGAAGCACAGUAGUGCUGAUAAUACUUUUCUUAUUGGGUCUUAUCUUGAUGUUCCUAUUGGACAAGAAAUCAAUUCUUCAGGUGGCAAAAGGAUUGCUGGAGGUAGCUGGCUCUCUGUGAGUCAAGGAAUAGCUGAGGACACAUCAGAUCUGGUUUCUGGUUUUGCUACAAUUGGUGAUGGAUUAAGUGAAUCCAUUGAUUAUCCUAAUGAAUAUUGGGAUUCUGAUGAGUAUGAUGAUGAUGAUGAUGUUGGAUACAUGAGACAACCGAUUGAGGAUGAGGCAUGGUUUCUUGCUCAUGAAAUUGAUUACCCAAGCGACAAUGAGAAGGGAACGGGGCAUGGUAGUGUUCCAGAUCCACAGGAAAGGGGUCCAACUAAAGAUGAGGAUGAUGAUCAAUCAUUUGCCGAGGAGGAUUCUUACUUCUCCGGUGAGCAGUAUUUUCAAGCAAAGACUGUUGAGCCAGUUACAGCUUCAGAUGAUCCUAUAGGAUUGUCAGUGACAGAAAUGUAUAGGACAGAUGAGAAUGAUUUAAUAGCUCAAUAUGAUGGACAAUUGAUGGAUGAAGAAGAACUAAAUUUGAUGCGUGCAGAACCUGUCUGGCAGGGAUUUGUCACUCAGACGAAUGAGCUCAUUAUGCUAGGAGAUGGGAAGGCCCUAAAUGACGGUGGAAGACCACGGCUAGAUGAUAUUUGUGUUGAUGAUGAUCAACAUGGUUCAGUUAGGUCAAUUGGUGUGGGUAUGAAUAGUGAUGCUGCUGAGUUUGGCAGUGAAAUACGGGAAAGUUUGGUUGGAGGCAGUAGUGAAGGGGAUUUAGAGUAUUUUCAUGAGCAUGAUGUUGGCAUUGGUGGGUCGAGAUCCUCUCACCAUGAAUCAGACAAGAAAUAUGUCGACAGACAAAACAGGGAUAAAAAGAGAAUCACUAAACAGGAUUCCAAUAUAUAUGGAUCUGUGAAUGACAAAGUUGCAUCUUCACAAGUAAAAGAUCGUAGAGAUGGGGGAUUUUCAUUUCCCCCACCAUUGAGGGAUGGGCAAUUGGGGCAGGCAGGUUCUAGUAAAUCUUUAUGGUCAAACAACAAUAAAACAAUUAUUAGUGCUGAAAUUGAUGACCAUAAUAAUGCGCCGGUGGUGGCGGACAAUAUGCUUGUUGCAUGGAGGCAGAAAAGUAGUGAUUCUUCAACCAUCAAAAGUUCUCGGGAUGAGAAUAAUGUUAAUGCUGUUAGAUCUGCAGCUUCCUCUCCCUCUACACUCUCAAAUUAUGGUGGGGCUGAACAAGAGCAUGCCAUAAAAGAAGACGAUGAGAAAACUGGCUGUGCGAGGGAGGAGGAUCCUGGGGCAGCAAUUGAGGAUGAAGAGGCAGCUGCUGUUCAAGAGCAAGUAAGGCAAAUCAAGGCUCAAGAGGAGGAAUUUGAAACUUUCAACCUCAAGAUUGUUCACAGGAAAAACAGAACUGGCUUUGAGGAGGACAAGAACUUCCAUGUUGUUUUAAAUUCUGUAAUAGCUGGGCGUUAUCAUGUCACUGAGUAUCUUGGAUCAGCUGCUUUCAGUAAAGCUAUACAAGCGCAUGACCUGCAUACAGGAAUGGAUGUCUGCGUUAAAAUCAUAAAAAACAAUAAGGAUUUCUUUGAUCAGAGUCUUGAUGAGAUAAAGCUUCUAAAGUAUGUUAACAAGCAUGACCCUGCUGACAAGUACCACAUUCUCAGAUUGUAUGAUUACUUCUAUUACCGUGAGCAUUUAUUAAUUGUAUGUGAACUUCUCAAGGCAAACUUAUAUGAGUUCCAUAAGUUCAAUAGAGAAUCAGGAGGAGAGGUUUACUUUACAAUGCCCAGAUUGCAGUCAAUUACCAUUCAAUGUUUGGAGGCACUUCAGUUUUUGCAUGGACUUGGCCUUAUACAUUGUGAUUUAAAGCCUGAGAAUAUAUUGGUGAAAAGUUAUAGUAGAUGUGAGGUGAAAGUCAUUGAUCUUGGGAGUAGCUGUUUUGAGACGGAUCAUCUAUGCUCCUAUGUUCAAUCCAGAUCCUAUCGUGCUCCAGAGGUUAUCUUGGGGCUUCCAUAUGAUAAGAAGAUAGAUAUCUGGUCUCUUGGCUGCAUCUUGGCUGAACUUUGUACAGGCAAUGUACUCUUUCAAAAUGAUUCACCAGCAACGUUAUUAGCACGGGUUAUCGGAAUUAUAAGCCCUAUCGAUCAAGUUAUGCUAGCUAAAGGACGAGAUACCUAUAAGUAUUUUACCAAGAAUCACAUGCUUUACGAGAGGAAUCAGGACACCAACAGAUUGGAAUACCUGAUACCAAAAAAGACAUCCUUGAGGCAUCGAUUGCCAAUGGGGGAUCAAGGCUUCAUUGACUUUGUUGCUUAUUUGCUUGAAAUAAACCCAAAAAAGCGUCCCUCUGCAUCAGAGGCUCUGAAGCACCCAUGGUUGUCAUAUCCGUACGAACCGAUAUCAGCGUGAACUGAUUUUUGGAUUCUCACACUAAGAAGGAUGACAAGCUGCAAGGGCCAGCUUCAUCCCUGGUAUUGCUGUCUUGUUGAAGGAAGGAGCAAGUGAUACUAUUUUUAUAUCCUUGAUGGACCUGCAUGCAUUGAACUGCCUGUUUGGUUUUGUGGUGAAUCUCUUUUUCCUGGUGUUACCAAGUUGUAUUUUAAAUUGCCACAAUUAAGCUCAAUGUAAUUUUGCACGCACUCUAUUCUUAGGGGGUUUUCUUUCUUCGCGUUGUUUUAUCUGGUGGAAGGGGAAUCGUAGAUCUUGUUGUACAUGUGUGACAAUUCUUUUAGGCUACUUAGUAAUAGCAUGUGGAAAAUAGUUGCUUAUCCGAUAUUCUAAUUAAUUGCAUGAUUUUUCGAAGGGUA
This is a messenger RNA of Jatropha curcas, 4130 nucleotides long. RefSeq lists its product as uncharacterized. NCBI's taxonomy places the organism in Eukaryota, Viridiplantae, Streptophyta, Magnoliopsida, Malpighiales, Euphorbiaceae. Gene Ontology annotation, biological process: peptidyl-threonine phosphorylation; peptidyl-serine phosphorylation. The record is from RefSeq and is a predicted model, not a curated record. Gene Ontology annotation, molecular function: protein serine/threonine kinase activity; ATP binding.